Messenger RNA from Setaria italica (foxtail millet), 1376 nucleotides. Its product is annotated as purine permease 3. The transcript is spliced from 2 exons. Lineage: Eukaryota; Viridiplantae; Streptophyta; Magnoliopsida; Poales; Poaceae. Gene Ontology annotation, molecular function: purine nucleoside transmembrane transporter activity. Bases 46 to 1182 code for a protein of 378 amino acids. The record is from RefSeq and is a predicted model, not a curated record. Gene Ontology annotation, cellular component: membrane.
CAGCGACUCUAGGCCACCCCGUGCAUACGCCGGCGCUGUGUCAAUAUGGAGGUCGAAACGCCGGCGCAACCCCGGGCGUCGCAGCCACGCAAGAACGCCGGCGCCACGCAGCCCGGCCAGAGCUACAGCAGCUCUAGGCUGCUGCGCAACCCGCUCCUCGUCGUCAACUUCGUCCUCAUGGUCGUCGGCACGGCGGGCGGGCCGCUCUUCCUCCGCGCCUACUUCCUCCACGGCGGCGCCCGCAAGUGGCUCUCGGCCUUCCUCCAGACCGCCGGCUUCCCGCUCCUUCUCGUGCCGCUCUGCGUGUCCUUCUCCCGGCGGAAGAAGGCGGCCGGCGGCACGCCGUUCUUCCUCAUGACGCCCCGCCUCCUGGUGGCGUCCGCGGGCAUCGGCCUCAUGACGGGCCUCGACGACCUCCUCUACACCUACGGCCUCGCCUACCUGCCGGUCUCCACGUCCUCCAUCCUCAUCUCCACGCAGCUGGCCUUCACGGCCGCCUUCGCGCUGCUGCUCGUGCGCCAGCGGUUCACGGCGUCCUCGGUGAACGCCGUGGUGCUGCUCAGCGUCGGCGCCGCCAUGCUCGGGAUGAACGCCGGCGGGGACCGCCCCGCGGGGGUGUCCCGGGCGCAGUAUAGCGCCGGGUUCGCCAUGACGCUCGGCGCCGCCGCGUUGUUCGGCCUCGUGCUCCCCGUCAUGGAGCUCAGCCAGGCGCGCCACGCGGCGCGCCCCGGCGCCGCGCCCGUCACCUACACGCUCGUCAUCGAGAUGCAGCUCGUCAUCGGCCUCACUGCCACCAUCUUCACCGCGGUUGGCAUGCUUGUGAACAAUGAUUUCCACGCAAUCCCAGAAGAGGCGCGGCAGUUCGGGUUCGGGCGGUCAGGCUACUACCUACUGCUCGCCGGGUCGGCCGCCACGUACCAGUGCUUCUUCCUCGGCACCAUCGGCGCCAUCUUCUUCGGCUCGGCGCUGCUCGCCGGCGUGAUCAUGACCGUGCUCAUCCCGGUCACCGAGGUGCUCGCCGUCAUGUUGUUCAGCGAGCCGUUCAACGGCACCAAGGGCGUCGCCCUCGCGCUCUCCCUGUGGGGCUUCGUCUCCUACUUCUACGGCGAGGUCCAGACGUCCAAGGCGAAUCACCAGUCCGACGACAGUGAUCCACCAAAUGCCGAGCAUCUGGACCCGUAGAUCAUCUCGAUCAUAAAUGUCCACACAAUACUUUACGAGUAAGUUUUUACCCAACAUUUGAGGGAUUAAGUAUUAAGUAGGUCAUGCCAGACAUGAAACAACAUUAUAUGUAGAUGGAGUUUACAUGACAAUAUUUUGGAUGAAAAGAAGCAUCAACGCAGCAAAAGAACGGUGAAUGCUGCCUUGUUCAAAUA